CUCAGUUAAUAAGUACUUAGAGUAUGAGGUGAUGGGUCAUGCUCCAUGAGAGUUUUUAGUGGAACAGUUUGCAAGCAUCACGUUUUUCAUGCCAAAAUCUAACGUACUUCCGCCAACCCAGCUUUUAAAACCCUAAUCUCAUCCAUCCCUCCCUUUAUAUAUAUCUCCCUCAAACCCUUCAUUUUUCUCCCUUAAACCCAACAAUUUUAUCAUCCUCCAUCUUUAAACCUCAAAAACCCAUAAAAAUGGAUCCUCAAAAGGUAAAAUCCGACCUAGUCUUAAUCCUAGACUUCGGGUCUCAAUACACACACCUGAUAACCCGAAGAAUCCGGUCACUUUCCGUUUUUUCUCUCUGCAUUUCGGGCACAUCAUCACUGAAAACCAUCACCGACUUGAACCCACGUGUAAUCAUCCUUUCUGGUGGUCCCCACAGUGUUCACGCACCUGAUGCGCCGGUAUUCUGUGAUGGGUUUAUCGAUUAUGUGGAAAGCGAAGGCAUUCAUGUAUUGGGUAUAUGUUAUGGAUUACAAUUGAUUGUUCAAAAGCUUGGUGGGUUAGUGAAAAUUGGUGAAAAACAAGAGUAUGGGAAGAUGAAUAUUGAAGUUAUUUCAGAUGAAAGUAAAUUAUUUGGAAAUAGUAUUAAAGGGGAUAAACAAGAUGUUUGGAUGAGUCAUGGUGAUGAAGUUUCAAAACUUCCUGACGGGUUUAAAGUUGUUGCUGUCAGUCAACAAGGUGCUGUUGCUGCUAUUGAGAAUCCUGCAAGAAGGUUUUAUGGGCUCCAGUAUCAUCCUGAGGUUACACAUUCUCCUCAAGGGAUGGAGACAUUGCGGUCUUUCCUCUUUGACGCUUGCGGGAUCAAUGCAGACUGGAAGAUGGAGGAUGUAUUAAAUGAAGAAAUCAAGGUUAUUAGGGAAACUGUCGGCCAUGAUGAUCAUGUCAUUUGUGCUUUAUCUGGCGGUGUAGAUUCUACUGUUGCUGCUACCCUUGUUCAUAAGGCGAUUGGGGAUAGACUUCAUUGUAUUUUUGUGGACAACGGCUUGCUGAGGUAUAAGGAGAGAGAGCGUGUGAUGGAUACCUUUGAGAAAAAUCUCCAUCUCCCUGUUACUUGUGUUGAUGCAUCAGAGCAAUUUCUUAGACAUUUGAAGGGUGUUGCGGAUCCUGAGAAGAAAAGGAAGAUUAUCGGGAGGGAAUUCAUUUGUAUUUUUGAUGAUUUUGCUCAAGAGUUGGAAAAAAAAUUGGGGAAGAAACCUGCUUACUUGGUUCAAGGAACAUUAUAUCCCGAUGUUAUUGAAUCCUGUCCACCCCCUGGCAGUGGAAGGAAUCACUCCCACACCAUUAAGAGUCAUCAUAAUGUUGGUGGCCUUCCUAAGGACAUGAAGCUCAAGCUCAUUGAACCUCUAAAGCUUUUGUUUAAGGACGAGGUACGUGAAUUAGGGAAGAUAUUGUACAUUCCCGAGGGGUUUUUGAAGCGUCAUCCUUUCCCAGGACCAGGGCUCGCUGUGCGUGUUCUCGGUGAUGUUACAGAAGGAAAUCAUUUGGAGAUUCUUCGACAGGUUGAUGAAAUAUUCAUCCAAUCAAUUAAAGAAGCUGGACUUUACGAUGAAAUUUGGCAAGCCUUUGCGGUUUUCUUGGGAAUUUUAUCCGUAGGAGUUCAAGGUGACCAAAGAACACAUUCUCAUGUCGUAAGCCUAAGAGCUGUUACAAGUAGAGACGGAAUGACAGCAGAUUGGUAUCGUUUUGAUUCAGAAUUUCUAGAUCAGGUAUCCCGUAGAAUCACCAACAACGUUCGGGGUGUGAACAGAGUUACUCUCGACAUAACAUCAAAGCCUCCUUCAACAAUAGAGUGGGAAUGAUACGGAUGAGUCCUAUACGACCUUACCUUAAUAUUUUCUCUUUAAAAGAAACACUUUUCAUUUAUUCUAUUGUUGAUCAUUCAUUAUUAAACUUUAUGCAAUUUUCUUAACUUCGGUCUGAUUCGGUGUUCAAGUACGAGUUAUCUUUGUGGCUAUAUUCCUUAACCCGAUUCCAAAUUUUUGGACUCGUGGGAAAAAAAAUUCAACAUUCAGUGUACCAUUUUAAUUUUUUUCAUUAAUAGGUAGUUUUUUUAAGUUGCAAUAUAUAGUUUUCUAAUAAUGUCGUCGAUAUGUUGGAGGUGGAGUGGUGAGACUUCGUAGAUGAGUUUGACGACUCAGUUUGGUUCAAAGCCGGCUCUUAAGCAGUCAAGUUUAUGACAUUGUGCACAAGACUCGUAGUUCUAUGAUUGAAAUCGAUGCUCCCUCAUCCUGAAGAGAAGAUUAGAGAAGGGAAAUUUUGGAAGUCAGUUCGUGAAUAAAAGUUCAUCUGUCCUCAGCGCCCUUGCGCACAGAUAUUGGAUCUGAUUCAUGGAAGCUUUAGACAUCUAGUAAUCUAUUAAGUUUUUUAGUUUUAUUUAUUUAUUUUUUAAUUAAAUUCAAUAACAUUGAAAUAAACUUAUGUUAGUUUCGGUCUACCAAUAGACUAUAUGUUUUUAGGCCAAAUGGCUCUAGUAGGUUACCGGGUUAGUGGCUUUCGACUUCCCAGAAACCGGGGUAUUAUCGUGGACUUGAUUUACGCUGAUCAACCUGCUUCCUGCACCUGCAUGCCUAUUCGGGUUUAG
Molecule: messenger RNA, 2635 nt
Organism: Amaranthus tricolor (Joseph's coat)
Lineage: Eukaryota; Viridiplantae; Streptophyta; Magnoliopsida; Caryophyllales; Amaranthaceae
Exons: 6
Coding region: 246-1853 (535 amino acids)
Biological process (GO): GMP biosynthetic process
Cellular component (GO): cytosol
Molecular function (GO): ATP binding; GMP synthase (glutamine-hydrolyzing) activity; GMP synthase activity
Source: RefSeq, a predicted model, not a curated record